AUGUUUCACAAGGGAGAGAAAUCCUUCAGAUGUGAGGUGUGGGAGGUACCUUUCACUGAAUUCUCUGAGCUCCUGGCACACCAGAGGAUUCAUACAGGGGAGAAACAAUUCAUGUGUGAAGCGUGUAAUAAGUGCUUUGCAUUCCCUUUCACUCAGUCAUCGACCCUCCGUGCACAUCAAUGUCUGCACACUGGCGAGAAGCCAUUCAAGUGUUCAGUGUGUAAUAAGUGCUUUGCACGGUCAUCGGGCCUGGUGAGUCACAGCCACAUUCACACUAUAGAGAAACAGUUCGCAUGUGAGGUGUGUGGCAAGUCAUUCCUACGGUCAUUGAGCCUUUUUGUCAUCUUCAACCCUCCUUGUACACAAGCAGAUCCGUACAGGCCAAAACCGUUCAAGCGUAAACUGUGUAACAAAUCAUUCUCACAGUUAUCAUCUCUCCGCAGACACCAAUGUGUUCAUUCAGUGGAGAAAUCAAUAGUCUGA
Rhincodon typus (whale shark) is the source of this 483-nucleotide messenger RNA. Its product is annotated as gastrula zinc finger protein XlCGF71.1-like. The transcript has a single exon. The record is from RefSeq and is a predicted model, not a curated record. Bases 1 to 483 code for a protein of 160 amino acids. Lineage: Eukaryota; Metazoa; Chordata; Chondrichthyes; Orectolobiformes; Rhincodontidae.